Fundulus heteroclitus (mummichog) is the source of this 6324-nucleotide messenger RNA. RefSeq names its product serine/threonine-protein kinase D3. Gene Ontology annotation, biological process: protein phosphorylation. Gene Ontology annotation, molecular function: ATP binding; protein serine/threonine kinase activity. The record is from RefSeq and is a predicted model, not a curated record. The transcript is spliced from 18 exons. The coding region runs from base 3047 to 5479 and encodes 810 amino acids. NCBI's taxonomy places the organism in Eukaryota, Metazoa, Chordata, Actinopteri, Cyprinodontiformes, Fundulidae.
UCCACCCCCCACCCCACCGAUCGCCUCCCCUUAUAAACCCGUAGCACCACAGUUCAUUCACGUCUGGCUCGCUCAGACCCCACAAUGCUUUGCAGACACUCAACUCGUUGCAGGUAGCGUCUGGGGCCAGUCUCUCACUUUGUAUACUCCACACGUAGCAUGACGCCGCCGCCGAAGCUGACCGCGCUCAGCCAUCGAGGACUUUUAGGGAAACGUAAGCACUAACCAUUUCAACCUCAACUAUUUGCCUUCUUCUUUCUUUUUUUUAAUGUAUAUAAACAAUUUUAAAUUAUUUGGCAUUAGCUGAAGUGUGUAUAGCUCGAUUUGAUUCGUUUUUGUUUACACCUAAUGGGGUUCAAGAGGAACAUAACUGGAAAAAUGCUGAUCCGACAGGAGGAGACUGGGAAUGGUUGAGAACAAUGUGGGGACGCUAAAGGAAAGCACAGGAAUGUGAUUUGGGUUCAUCUGGUCAUCAAGUGCUGAUAAAUAUAUUAUCUGGAUUGUUGAAAUUAGCUGUCAGGGUUUAGGUCUAAACUAGGAAUAUACAGUCGAGCCUAAAGUAGGGGAUGGUUGGCAGAUGAAUGUCUUUUAAUGACCAGAUUCAGGGCAAACUUUGUGGUUUAGUGCAGGAGGGGAAAAAAUGUCAAAGAAAAUGCGGUCGGAUAUUUUAUUUGAGAAAAAAUCAAUUUCCAAACAGCCAUUAUUCUGAAUGAAGCAGAAGAAAAGGAGCCUUUAAGCCCUGAUGAAGGUCAUGAGAAAACGCCUCAGGUCUGAGUGAGCCUAUGAUAAUAGGCCAUCUUUAAACAUUCAUGUUUGGGUUGUUUUAAAAAAACAAAAAAAAAUCCUUUACAGAAGCGGACACAUUGUUUCCAAGUGGCUAAAUAUGUGUAAAAAGUCUUUUUAAUAAGUUGUUAUUUUAUUUCAGUGCAAUCAUUUUACACCGAGGGAAAGAAAAUUAACCUUUAAUGUUAGUUAAUUUCGUCUUUAAUUCCCCAACUAAGAAAUUGACAAUUUAAACAAAUCACUUACGGCACAAUUAUUGGCAUCCCUGCUGAUAAUAGUUUGGACUAAACUACCUAUCAGAUUUAGAUCGUUGUCGUCCUGAAAGACCCACUAUUAGGUUAGUUUUUCACUUUUCUGUCAGUGUCUACAGGGUUUUGAGCCAAACUCUCCUGGUGUUUCCAAGAGUGAAAGAGUUCAUGAUGCCGUGUUCUUUUAGCAGCCAACAGGGAAACAGGCCCACAGCAUCACGGAUACUCCACCGUGUUUUAGACCAGAUAAAAACCUCAGUCUUAGCCCUAAACACACGAUUCCAGUGAAAGUGCUGUCAGCAUUUAUUAAAUCCACAUAUGUACGUUUGUCAUGGCGGCUCAGAAAAUGCGUUUUUCCUCAUUUUCUAUCGCAAACAACCAAUCAGCAUGUAGUCUGUGUCUACAGUUUGUUAUGGAGACCUGAUGGCAUCCAGGUGGCGCUCUUUGCUGCUGUUCUGUGACAGUAAGCAUCACAAACGUUUAACCUCCGUCUUCAUCCGACACACCUCCUUUAUUAGCAUGAUUAACCCAUUCAGAAAAAAAUGACCCCUGUGUCACGUCAUAUUUAUACCCCAGGGAAACGGGAAGCUGUGGAUUACUGAUUAGUAGUUCCUGAAAACUGAGGUCAACUUGAAAACUUUUUAAAAUAUAAGUGAAAUGAGAUUCUUGUAUAAUUUGUUUUAAAGGGAUUGUUAAGGGUAGAGAUAAUCGUGCCGCUGUUGAGUUUGGUAAAAGUAGUUAUUCCUCAUGGUGAAGUUAUCAGCGUCAAAUGAUCCUGCUGCUGUAGAAGAAAUCAUCUGAAGACUUUUUGUCCGUCUUUACCAGUGGUGGAAACAAAUUCUUUCCACGUCUGUAUUUUUAUGAUUAUUAUUACAUUUUGUUUUUGCAUACGUGUGAUUUUUGCAUUAAACAAUCCUGACGUGGGCCUGAUUUUUAUUCCUGACGUGGAUCUGAUCAGUCGGUCAAACGCUCGGAUCUGACAGACAAUAAUCCGUCCUCUGCUGAUUUACUUCUGAUCUUUUAAAUUGAUUUAUUUUAAGGCUGCUUUUAUUUUGAAGGUACAAACUACUGGUUGUCUGUCCGAAUGUGGCUUUUCAUGCCUUCCACUUGAUUGUAGCGCUAAACUGGAGCAGAAAAGAAAUCCGCCAAAGCAGAAUGUACACGAAGUCAGAUAUCUCUUGUAUUUAUGACAUAUCCCAUCAGCUUCUGAAUGUUCGGACUCUGGGGUGAGGGUCUACUUUAACGAUAAAACACGGGAAUUCAGAAAGGGAAUAAAAGUGAUUGUUCUUUUCUUUUUCUUUUUUCAAAAAGGUCAAAGUGCUUUACGUGUUAGCAGCAGAUAACGUUCAGUGUGUGACCUUCAUGUGUGUUUGAUCUGUUUAUCACGUCGACACAACCACAACACCUUCAUCUCCGGCCGCAGCUCUUCUCUAGCAGACCAGGCAGCCCUUCACUGCAUUAAUCACAGUUAAUUACAGGCAAACGUCCAGAAGUACGUCGACAGCAGUCUAACUUUUUGCCGUGGCGAGACAACAACACAAAAAAAAAAAAAAAAGAUGCUGCACUGGUUUUAAAUAUUUAUCUUUAUCUGCUGUUUGCUGGAAGGGUUCGAUGCAGCUCUUGUCGUCGCGGGUGGUGGGGGAUGUUGCAGCUUUUCACAGAGGCCCCUGUAAAUGUGUUUUAUCGAGAAAAAAAGGUUCAAUAAAGACAUGUUCCACUUUUUGAAGCGAUCCUGUGCUCCUUUCUGUGUGUUCAGACGUUGGUUCCUGCGCAUGCGUUUGGUGUUUAGGUGUAGCUGUGCAGGCCGGGCUGGGCUGGGCUGGGGGGUGUUUACCCAGCGCUGCAGCCCUCACAGGGGGCCAGUGUCUCUCUCUCUCUGUCACUUCCUGUCUAAUCGACAGGCGAGCCCCCGCAGAGAGGAAACCAGACCCACUAGCUCGUCACGCAGAGGCAUCGGCGGCACGGCGAUGGACUGACUGACUCAGCGGCCUCGUCGAGAUGUCAAACACUGGAGCAUGAAUGAAGCGGGUUCAGAAAAACGUGCGUCCAUGUCUGCAGAGACGGCCCUCGGUCCCACCGCGCCGGCGCUGAUCCAGUUCCAGCUGGGGCUGUUCAGGGAGAUGGUUCGAGUCCCGCCCGGCAACCUGAGCUACCGCCACGCGCUGCGACUGGCGGCCGAGGUCAUAGAGAGAAAGGCUCCAGACUGCAGCGUGGUGGGCUCCGGUGAGAAGCUCCUGCUGUUCAGACAUCGACCCGCCUCUGAGCAGCUGCUGCAGCGGCUGACGGACCAGGACGAGCUGCGGGACGGAGACCUCAUCGAGAUCGUCGUCGCAGGAUCAGCGUCGGUUACUGAGAUGAGGAUGCGUCCUCACUCCCUGGUGGUCCAGUCGUACCGGACCCCCACCUUCUGCCACCACUGCGGGGAGAUGCUGUGGGGCCUCGUGCGGCAGGGGCUGAAAUGUGAAGGCUGCGGGUUAGACUUUCACAAGCGCUGCGCCUUCCUGUUGCCCAACGACUGCAGCCGAGUGCGGCGGCAGAUCAGCACCAGCUUCUCCCUGUUUCCACCGCGUAGGCCGCGGACGCACUCCCUGUCCAGUCUGACCGGAGGCAGUCUGGAGGAGAUCAGCCUGUCCAAGCCCUUGUCCAGGCCUCCGUCGUGGAACGAGCCUCCCGUGUGGAUAGGGGACAAGAGCCGGCCUCAGGUCCCCCACACCUUCCACAUCCACAGCUACACCAAACCCACAGUGUGCCAGUACUGCCACCGGCUGCUCAAGGGGCUCUUCAGGCAGGGGCUGCAGUGCUCAGACUGCAGGUUUAACUGCCACCGGCGCUGCGAGCCGCUGGUCCCCAGAGACUGUCCAGGCGAGAGGAGGGCCAUCAACGGGGGAGACUUCCCAGCAGCCGCUCACUGCUUCCCACCAGAUCCGGAGGACGGCGAGUCGGGGCUGGCCAGCACGACGCUGGACACCUCAGAGGAUGAGAUGUCCUCCGAAGGAGACUCCCUGCCUGAGAUGGUGGAGGUGGAGCCGCUGAGAGAGCCCAUGAGCCCCUGUUUCAGCAGCAACAUCCCGCUGAUGAGGCUCGUCCAGUCCACACAUCACACUAAGAGGAGGGCGGGGGGAGUCCUGAGAGAGGGCUGGCUGCUGCACCACACCAACAUGGACACGCUGCGAAAACGACAUUACUGGAUCCUGGACUGGAAGACCAUCACCUUGUACCAGAAUGAGAGCACCACCAAGUAUUACAAGGAGAUCCCUCUGUCGGAGGUGCUGCAGGUGCGAGGCCCCGCCCAUUUGUCCGUGCCCUCGUUGCCCGGCACCGACGUCCCCUCCUUUGAGCUGGUGACGGCCUCCCUGGUGUUCUGCGUGCAGGCCGGAGAUGACGGGCCGGCGUGGGAGGGCGCCAUCUGUCAGGCUCUGAUGCCCAUGCAGAGCAGGGCGGGGCCAGGAGAGGAGCGCCAUGAUGCAGGGCAGAACAGAGACAGCAUGGACAUCAGCUCAGUGUAUCAGAUCUUCACUGAUGAAGUUCUUGGUUCAGGCCAGUUUGGAGUGGUGUACAAAGGCACUCACAGGAAGUUGGGCCGAUCGGUCGCCAUCAAAGUCAUCGACAAGACCCGCUUCCCCACGCAGCAGGAGAGACAGCUGAGGAACGAGGUGGCCAUCCUGCAGAAUCUGUCCCACCCCGGGGUGGUGGUGCUGGAGGGGAUGUUUGAAACCGCCAGACACGUUUUCGUGGUGAUGGAGAAGCUCCACGGAGACAUGCUGGAGAUGAUCAUGUCCAGCGAGAAGGGCCGGCUCCCUGAACGCAUCACUCGGUUCCUGGUUAUACAGAUCCUCGAGGCUCUGCGGUAUCUCCACCUGAAGCACGUGGCUCACUGCGACCUGAAGCCCGAAAACGUCCUGCUGGUCUCCGCCGACCCCUUCCCCCAGGUGAAGCUGUGCGACUUCGGCUUCGCGCGCAUCAUCGGCGAGAAGUCGUUCCGCCGCUCGGUGGUGGGCACGCCGGCCUACCUGGCGCCCGAGGUGAUCAGCAACAGCGGCUACAACCGCUCCCUGGACAUGUGGUCGGUGGGCGUCAUCAUGUACGUGAGCCUGAGCGGCACGUUCCCCUUCAACGAGGACGAGGACAUCCGGCAGCAGAUCACCAACGCCGCCUUCAUGUACCCCCGCCAGCCCUGGGCGUCUAUCUCGCUGGAAGCUGUCAGCCUCAUCAGCAACCUGCUGCAGGUGGCUGUGAGACGCCGGUUCACCGUGGGCAAAGCUCUGGGACACUCCUGGCUGCAGGAUUUCCAGCUGUGGUGUGACCUCAGGGAGUUCGAGCUGAGGAUGGGCUCCAGGUACCUGACGCAUCAGGGAGACGAGGAGCACUGGAGGGGCUACGCUCAGGAGAGGGGGCUGACCUUCCCCGCCCAGCUCUGCUGGGACCCCACCAGUGACAUGGACAUGUGAUGUCAGACCAAAAGAAAAGAAAACCCGUCAGAGGCUGUUUUUGUAUUGUUAGGCUUUUAUAUGGACAAACAACGGACUGUGGGAAGUGCUGGUCAUUUAAGUCUAGUUGCCACGAACUGACAGACACUUAUUUGAACCUGUAGACGUCUCAGAUCGCGGAAGAAAAACCACAAACAACGCUGUUUAAUAAUGUAAUUAUCCUUUUUUAUUCCAGCUUUUGUGAAAUGUUGCUGUUUGAAUGUGAGUUUUUUUUACUUUUUUUUGUUUAGCAUCAGUGAUGAUGGACAGAAUAAACUGAGAACGAGGGGAGGAGGAUGAGGAGGCGAAUAGAGCACGGCUGAGAUAAAGUACCUUCAACAUGCACAGAGGAGUCGACUUGCACAGUUUAUUGCGAUCGUUAUGGCUGAUGUUUCGUUGUGGAAGUGGGACCGAUCCCUUCGUUUUGCCCUCACUGACAGGCCUGCUGUGGUCCCGCGUUACAGCAUCGAUUCUCACUCUGUCCCCAACUUUCCUGACACCCUGGUUGUCUCUCCCUGCGGACGCCUCUCGGCCCCUCCUUUAACGGAAAGGACAGAGGUGCGUCAUUCGUUCUGCUCCUUUAGUACCCGUUUUGUCUUUCUGCUCUCUCUCCUGAGUCGCCAUCAAGUCACGGCCGUCUUUGUGCUUUGCUCUGAGCUCCUCCGCCCCGCUCGCGUGUUUGGUGCUCGCGUUCACCCAUCCUGAGUGUCACGAGAUCUCUAAAGGUUUAAGUUCAGGUUUCACAGAGCAGCGGCAGGCUUUUCUUCGCUCUGAGGCGUUUCAGUGUUACGUCGCCUCUCCGGCUGCUAACAGGCUGCCGCGGGCGC